CUUAAUGGUGCCAAAGGAGUUCUAGAUGCCAAAGUUCACAGUCCCUCUGGGGCUUUGGAGGAAUGCUGGGUGACGGAAAUUGAUGAAGAUAAAUAUGCUGUACGCUUUAUUCCUCGUGAGAAUGGUCUCUACCUUGUCGAUGUCAAGUUCAAUGGCUCUCACAUCCCUGGCAGCCCCUUCAAAAUCCGUGUGGGAGAUCCUGGCCAGGCUGGUGAUCCAGGAAUGGUGUCUGCUUAUGGUCCAGGAUUAGAAGGUGGCACUACUGGAAAUGCAGCAGAGUUUAUUGUUAAUACCACAAAUGCAGGUGCUGGAGCCUUGACUGUUACAAUUGAUGGUCCUUCUAAGGUCAAAAUGGAUUGCCAGGAGUGUGCAGAGGGCUAUAAGGUCACAUAUACACCAAUGGCUCCUGGAAGCUACCUGAUCUCUAUAAAGUAUGGUGGUCCUUAUCACAUUGCAGGAAGCCCAUUCAAAGCAAAGGUUACUGGGCCUCGCUUGGUAGCAAGCCACAGUCUUCACGAGUCCUCUUCAGUGUUUGUAGACUCUGUCACAAAAUCAGAGGCAGUUACUCAACAAGGAGCCUUGCCUAGAGUAUCAUCAGAUGCAAGCAAAGUAGUCGCAAAAGGUCUUGGUUUGAACAAAGCCUUUGUUGGCCAGAAGAACUCCUUCACAGUAGACUGCAGCAAAGCUGGUAACAAUAUGCUGCUUGUUGGAGUCCAUGGACCAAAAACCCCAUGUGAAGAGAUUGUGGUUAAACAUCUUGGAAACCGGUUGUACAAUGUUACGUACCUCCUGAAGGACAAGGGAGAUUACAUCCUGGUGGUCAAAUGGGGAGAUGAGCACAUUCCAGGAAGCCCAUACCACGUGUCUGUGCCUUAA
This is a messenger RNA of Staurois parvus, 876 nucleotides long. Lineage: Eukaryota; Metazoa; Chordata; Amphibia; Anura; Ranidae. The record is from the annotation of a GenBank genome assembly.